Messenger RNA from Styela clava, 2624 nucleotides. Its product is annotated as procollagen-lysine,2-oxoglutarate 5-dioxygenase 1-like. Gene Ontology annotation, cellular component: endoplasmic reticulum. Lineage: Eukaryota; Metazoa; Chordata; Ascidiacea; Stolidobranchia; Styelidae. Gene Ontology annotation, molecular function: L-ascorbic acid binding; procollagen-lysine 5-dioxygenase activity; iron ion binding. The record is from RefSeq and is a predicted model, not a curated record. Gene Ontology annotation, biological process: peptidyl-lysine hydroxylation.
UUAAUGAUCAUAAUUUUUAUUUGAAUAAACUUUCAGUUCGAUAAAUUAGAUGACAUAGCGUAUAAGGUUGUGAACAUGAUGGACAAGUUUCUAAUUCUAAUCAGUCUUGGAAUUUUUUGGGGUUGUUAUUGCAAGAUUCAAGCACAAACGCCAGAAAAUUUGGAACUCUUGUUGUUGACGGUGGCAUCCGAGGAAAGCGAUGGAUACAAAAGAUUUAUGAAUGCAGCAAACUAUUUGAAUCUUAAUGUUGUGGUUCUAGGUAUGAAUGGACAGUGUUCUUCUGGAAAAAAAGUUCAAUGCCUUGCAGCUGAAUCCAAUCAGAUGUUCGACUUAAUCGAGAAAGCACUGAAGAAAUACAAAGACGACGAAAACUUGGUCGUGAUGUUUACUGAAAAUGAGAAUACGAUCCUUGCGAAAGGGAAAGAUAAAAUUCUGGAAAAGUUUUUAACGAUGAAUUCAAGAAUUGUGUUUUCUUCUGAGAGCACGCCACCAGAACAAGACAAUAGCGACGUACUUCCGAUAAAACUAGGAGAUUAUUACAUAUCGAAGAGUGGCAUGAUCGGAUAUGCAAAAGAAAUGUGGACACUUGCCAGUCAAUGGAAAGAUUCGGAAGAAGAGGAGGAACAGCGAUACUUAACGUUGUUAUAUGGGAAUUCCAAAUCUAAGAAAAAAUGGAACGCAACUUUAGACACCGAAAGAGAGAUUUUCAAUAAUAUGAUAACAGUUGACGAGGAGAAUGAUACGUCAAUUGAAGGCGAAUCUGAUGCACUUAUCGUUUCUUAUAAGAAUGAAACGUUUCCUAUCGUCACUCAGGGCACCGGGAAGGCAAAGGCUCAUAUCAAUCAUCUUGGUAACUACAUUCCAAACGGAAUGAAUUUGAAGGAAGGAAUUUGCUUAACUUGUCAGCAAGAUCUGCUUGUGCUCGAUUUCACAUCAAAGGAAACGACACCACACGUUUUACUUGCCAUAUUUGUGGUAAAAGGAUCUCCUUUUAUCGAAGAUUUCUUCAAAAAAAUUGUCAAUCUGGAUUACGACAAAUCAAGAAUAUCAUUGUAUAUACAUUCAAUGGAAAGAGAUAAUGAACGUUGGGUAUCGAAAUUUUUACUUCGGAACAGAGAUUUGUACAAAUCUGUUGUCUCAGUUGGGUACCAUGACAACAAAGACGAAUGGACUCAACGGAAUUUGGCAGUAAAACAUUGCUUAAAGAUCAAUUGCGACUACUUUUUCAAUGUUGAUUCUUUGGUACAAAUUACUAAUACAAGCACUCUCAAAUUUCUCAUGGAAAAAGACAGGCAGUUCAUAGCACCUGUUGUGAAAAAGUAUAGACGGUACUGGUCUAAUUUCUGGGGAGCGGUCAAAAGAAACGGUUUCUACAAAAAAUCUAGAGAUUAUGAUCUCAUCGUUGAUGCCGAAAUAAGGGGAAUUUGGAACGUUCCUUAUAUAGAUUCGAUCUAUUUGAUAAAAGCUUCAACGCUCAGAAAUUUGGCGAAAAGGGAACCAACGAUUUACGGCGAUGGCACGAUGCUAGAUUAUGACAACGACCCAUUCGAUGCAGCAAUGUGCUUUUGCCAUAAUAUCCGAGAACAGAACGUUUUUAUGUACAUCACAAAUGAAGUAGAAUUUGGAAGAUUGAUGGCCGAGAGAAGUGCGGAGAAUGUUAAAGAUGAUGACGACGACGAUGACGAUGAUGAUGACGACGACGAUGACGACAAAAAAGAUAAAAUAGGCAAAAUUAAACAUAAACUUCAUCCAGACCUAUGGGAGAUAAAAAGAAACAGACAGGAAUGGGAAGAGAAAUAUGUUCACCCUGAUUUCCAUAAAGUUCUUGAUCCAGACACAGAGGUUCUUCAGCCUUGUCCUGAUGUCUAUGUCUUUCCUUUGCUAUCUGAGGUGUUGUCUGACCAGCUGAUUGAGACUGUCGAAGAAGCUAAUAUCUGGUCAAGUGGGAAAAAUGAGGAUCCAAGAGUUCAAGGCGGGUAUGAAAACGUACCUACUAUUGAUGUCCGCAUGGAUCAGCUUGGUUUUCAUAAAGAAUGGCUGUAUUUUAUGAAUAAAUACCCUAAGAAAGUCCUCAAGAAAGUUUUUCCAGGAUAUGGUGCCGAUGGGUAUUCUAGAACGAUGUUCAUUGUACGAUACAAACCUACAGAACAACCUCUGCUGGCACCCCAUCACGACCAUGCAACAUGGACAAUAAAUAUAGCACUUAAUACACAGAAGAUAGACUACGAGGGAGGCGGAGCAAGAUUUCUCAGAUAUAACUGUUCAGUUACUGACCUUCCCAAAGGCUGGGGAAUUCUACAUCCGGGUAGAUUGACACAUUAUCACGAAGGACUUCCAACAACUAAAGGAACGAGAUACAUUCUCGUCAAUUUCAUGGAUCCUUGAUAUAACGGAAAAUACUUGGCAUUGGUGCCAAUUUUUUUCAUAUCCUUGAUAUUGGCGUAUGAAUGUACAAUUGUAUAAUGUCUACUAGUUGUGCAAUUUACUUUGAUUUUUGUUACUAUAUCAUAGAGAAAUAUUGCAAUAUUUACAAGAUGGAUGAUAUUUUGUCUAAGCGGAGGUUUUGUUUGUCAUUUCACAACUUUCUACAAAAUACAAUCAUCAAAAUAAAAAUUGGCGUGGUA